Molecule: messenger RNA, 1584 nt
Organism: Psilocybe cubensis
Lineage: Eukaryota; Fungi; Basidiomycota; Agaricomycetes; Agaricales; Agrocybaceae
Exons: 4
Coding region: 1-1584 (527 amino acids)
Molecular function (GO): protein binding
Source: RefSeq, a predicted model, not a curated record
AUGACCCUGCUGGCAGGGGGCUCAGAUGACAAAUCAAUUUCUCGCAAACGAAAGAGAAUGGACGUGGAGGAAAGCAGGAUGGUGCACAAGAGACGCCAUACAUUGGAAUCCAAAUUCCUUGAGCUUCCACAUGAUAUCCACCACAUCAUCAUAAACGAAUUUCUUGAUACCGCCGACAUUCUCUCGCUUGCCCAUACUUCCAAUGCUUUCCGAUAUCUUUGUUAUGACCUGUAUUUGCAGCGUCAAUCCGUCAUUCAAAAGAACGCUAGUCCUGACAUCCACAAACGCCGGAUCACGAUGAGGAUCAACAAAUACACUCCUCGCUUGGCUCUCUUGAUCCUAAUGUCAUCCCUCCGCUCUAACCAUUUUGCUCAAGUCCAUGCCUGUUUGUGGAUUGAUCUGGACCCUCUGUAUCACUUUCAAAAUAUGAUGUUCAACUUCCUAGAAAAUUCGCAGCUCAUUGUCACAGGUCUUUCUUUCUUAUACACCCCCCAGACCCUUCAAACCCUUUCUUCCGAAGUCCCAUCACUCAUGAUGAGACUCUUAGCCUCAGUCGGUGCAUCUUGCACUUUCUUUUAUAUGUGGGAAAACCCACAAUUCAACGCAGUCACAACCACCAUAAAUUCAUUCGGACAUCAUCUGGACUCUAAUCAUAUCAAUGUGGAUGCCAUUCGCCCUGCCAUGGAUGGUAUCGUAUCUAUGGAUUUGCCACUGUCCUUUUUUGAUUCGCCCACAAUCCGGACCCUUGCACCGCACUUACUCCAAGGGUCGUCUAUUACAUCUUUAGUGCUGUCUUGCUCCAAGACUGCUACUCUCCAGGAUAUUCUCAAUGACGUGAAAAUGCCAGCAGUGUCAACAAUGGUCCUUUUGGUUCUCUCAGACGUCACCCAAAUCUCUUUCCCAACCGAAUUCUUCCAUCGGCAUCAAUCCCUACAGCGGCUUACCUUAACAAAUGGAUGCAGUAACCCUGUCAAUCAUAUCGCUCAGGGGUCUAUCCUCGAGCUUCCACCUCUUCGUACGGUUACCAUUUCAUCCAAUUAUUCUGGAUGGCGGAUGAGUGACCAGUCGCUUCUGGCCUCCGUCAGUAUUAAUCCGACGAAUUAUCGAUGCGCCCAUAACGGCGUUUUCUGUGACGAAGUGCGGUUACUCGUGGGAGCGGUCAGCCAGUAUCAAGACACAUCCCCCAAAUUCCCGUAUUGUCUAACAUUCCCUGGCAGAAUCAGAAAUCACGUCAAGCUACACUCACAGAAUUGCACAUGCUUUCCCAAGGCCCAUGAUCAGCUCGCAGUCAAUGUUCAUACUCUGGUCCUCAAAUUCACCCGCAUAAUGGGAACUGAUUCCCCACUAAAGGACUGGGUUGCGUUCAGUUCCUACAUAUCCAAAUGGCUAAAAUGGUUUCCAGACCUGAAAUCUCUUCAAAUAACUUAUAUGGGUCCUUCCAGCCAUACUCCGAACACCGAAUUAUCGUUGGCACAGAGCCUGAAAUACCAAUCUAGUAAAGAUCUUCAGACUUUCCAAUGUGGUACAGAAGAAAACUACACCGCGUGGUAUUUCCAGCAUGACCAUUGGAUUCCGCAGAGUUAG